UUGUUUAAUAGUAAAGAUCAAUAAAAAAUAUUUAAAUUUAUUUGCACUAAAUAGCACAAAUUUGAUUUAUUUUGACACCAAAAAAAAAACAAAAAAACCGGGAGGAAAAUUUUAUAAAUUCACAUCAAAUUACCUUAUAUUGUAUAAAAAGUGAAAUAUUAUAAAGAAAAAAACUUUUAAGAAAUAAUGGCCUUAAAUUGGAAAUUAUGUAUUUUAAUAGCAUUAUUUAGCAGUCAACUAACACACUCAUUCAUCAUUUUGGAUCCCACCGGUUGUCAGCUAAGUGACAACGAACUCUCACCACCAAAUCCGAAAUGUUCUUGGAUUGAGAAGGCUCUCAAAAGUUUACCCAAAUAUCGUAAUUUUUUCGCCGGUCUGUUACAAGAAGCGAGCGGUGAGUUUGCCUAUGAGCUGCAGGAAAUUUUUAAUGCAAUUUGUGAAGCCAUGGUGGAAAAUGAUCGCAGAAAGCAGCGUGAACAAUUGACGAUAGCCAAAUGGUUGAUGGAUAAUAAUAAGAAAUUAAAUGAGUACUUAUUAAAGAAGGGAAUUUGGAAGAUAUAAGAUAUUGUAAUAAGAUUAUUGAAAACUUAUGUUAGUUUUUUAUUAUAUCUUUUCUUCUUAAUAUAAAAAAAAACAAAUAGUUUAAAUGAAUAAGUUUAGUUUUAAAAUAUGAAUAAUUUUUUGGGGCACCAUUUAAAAAAACAGUAGUAUUAUUGUAAUGUUUUCUUUAUCAUAAUAAUAAAAUAUAUUUUAUAUAAAAAAAGGA
This is a messenger RNA of Lucilia sericata (common green bottle fly), 766 nucleotides long. RefSeq lists its product as uncharacterized. The record is from RefSeq and is a predicted model, not a curated record. NCBI's taxonomy places the organism in Eukaryota, Metazoa, Arthropoda, Insecta, Diptera, Calliphoridae. The transcript is spliced from 2 exons. The coding region runs from base 187 to 561 and encodes 124 amino acids.